This is a messenger RNA of Nicotiana tabacum (common tobacco), 890 nucleotides long. Its product is annotated as transcription factor SRM1. Lineage: Eukaryota; Viridiplantae; Streptophyta; Magnoliopsida; Solanales; Solanaceae. Gene Ontology annotation, molecular function: DNA binding. The record is from RefSeq and is a predicted model, not a curated record.
AUUUCCUUUAACUCCCCCAUUUCUCUCUCUGUAAUAGGCCAUUCCUUCAAUUACCAAAAACCUCUUUAAAUCCCGAGUGCGCGAUUCAAACGGCGCCGAAUAAUUCAAUUCAAUUCAAUGUCGAAAUGGACGAGGGAGGAGGACAAGCUAUUCGAACACGCCCUGGUUCUGUACCCUGAAAAUAUCGCCGAUCGGUGGCAAUUAAUCGCCGAUCAUGUACCCGGAAAAACAACCGAGGAUAUAAUCGCUCAUUACGAUGACCUCGUUCACGAUCUAUUGGAAAUUGAUUCGGGUCGGAUCGAACUCCCGACCUAUACGGAUGAUCCGGUUGAAUCAAACAAGAAGAACACUGAAAUUGAGAGGAAGAAGGGUACCCCUUGGACUGAAGAAGAACACCGGUUAUUCCUUAUUGGGCUGGAGAAAUACGGGAAGGGUGACUGGAGAAGCAUUUCAAGAAACGUAGUGGUAACAAGGACGCCAACACAAGUGGCAAGUCAUGCUCAAAAAUACUUCAUUAGACAGCAGGCAAUGAAGAAAGAACGAAAAAGGUCAAGCAUCCAUGAUAUUACAACUGCAGUGGAUACCAACCCAGUACCUCCUCAAAGCAGCUUUCAAAAUCAAAGAGGUAACUUUACCAUGUAGAGGUAAAAAGUAGGAAACAGAACACUCACACCUGUAAAUAGAAGGAUCGCCAGCUACCAAAAUUUCGAACUUGUAAAGUUUUAUUUUCUCUAGUUGACAGUUGAUUUUAGUUAGUGAAUCCAGGAGCUUAAAGAAUGGAUUUUUUUUUUCGAUGCGAGCAGAAUGGGUGUACUUACAGGGAGAACAGUUAAUGAAAUUGUUGGCAAAUGGUUGAAGAACAGAAUGCUGUUCAAUUUUUUUAUUUUUUA